UUCAGGUUUCCUCUCUCAAAACCAAGCACAGGCUAUAGCAAGCUAUAACACUUUUCCUGUAUCACUAGCUAUAUAUCUGGCAAUGGAAGAACUACAUGCAGCAGCUUAUGCAUACUAUGACCGUGGCAAUGAACAUACUCGUCGUGUAGCAUAUGAUUUCUUUCGAUCCAUGGAUACAGACGGUGAUGGCAGAAUCAGCUACGCCGAGUUCAACGACUUCGUUCAACAAAGUGGAUACUACUGGAUCCUCCAUAAUGACCCCAACUUGUUCGCUAAACUUGACCGCAAUCGCGACGGUGGCCUAGAUUUGCAGGAAGUACUUACGUUCUACUAUAUCAUCAAAACAAGGUACAUCACAUGCCAAGGCUGCCGAGCACACCUUUGUGGCUUGUAUUUUACGUGCGUUGAGUGCUUUGAUGGAGGAGCAGCUAAUUAUCAUCAUCAUCAUCAGUAUCCAACGUAUGACCUGUGUGCUGCUUGCUAUGGUAAUGCCAACUACAUUAACCAGCACUCAUACUUCUUGGAUAACCACGUUUUGCUACGCUCCAAAAGAGGCCCUCCUCAUGCUCCGCCAAAUCUUGCCAUGGCAGUCGCUGAACAGAAUCCUCUGGUGAAUAUUACUAAUAAUUACUACGUCAAUCAAGCUAGCGCUGCGCCUGAAAUUCAAAGGAAUAGAUGGUACCAAGCAUUUCAAACAUUAGAGACAGCUCUUUCUAUUUCAGCUUUGGCUUACAACUGCACAAUUAUGUGA
Prunus persica (peach) is the source of this 751-nucleotide messenger RNA. RefSeq lists its product as uncharacterized. Gene Ontology annotation, molecular function: calcium ion binding. The record is from RefSeq and is a predicted model, not a curated record. Bases 83 to 751 code for a protein of 222 amino acids. NCBI's taxonomy places the organism in Eukaryota, Viridiplantae, Streptophyta, Magnoliopsida, Rosales, Rosaceae. The transcript has 3 exons.